AUGCACCCGGCGGGGCUCUGCGCCGCCUGCCUGGGUUCCCUGGGGUUGCUGCGGCUCCUCGGUGCUCCCUGGCCCUGGAGUUUGGCCGCGACCUUCGGUGUCUGCCUGGGCGGCGGAGGAUGGAGACUGCUGCGGCUGCUCGUCAGGACGGCGCCGAGAGACCUCUUUGGCCUCUCGGUGCUGCUCCGAGUCAAGUACCAGCUGAGGAGGCACCAAAAGGCCAAGAACACCAUCCCCAAGAUCUUCCAGGAGGUUGUCCACAGGCACCCCGAGAAGGUGGCCUUCAUCUACGAAGGCACUGGCGAGCAGUGGACCUUCAGGAGGCUGGAGGAAUACUCCAACUCCGUGGCCAACUUCUUCUACCAGCAAGGCUUCCGCCUGGGGGACGUCGUCGCCAUCUUCAUGGAGAGUCGCCCGGAGUUCGUUGGCCUCUGGUUGGGCAUGGCCAAGGUUGGCAUUGAAGCAGCUUUGAUCAACUUCAACCUGCGCUUGGACUCCUUGGUUUACUGCGUGGCCACCUCGGGGGCCAAGGCUGUGGUCUUCGGAGGGGAGUUGGCCUCAGCCAUCUCUGAAGUCAAUGGGAUGCUGGGGAAGAACAUGGUCAAGUUCUGCUCUGGUGACUUCCACCCAGCUGAGGUUCCUCCAGACACCAAACAUCUUGACCCUCUCCUGAGGUCCACCUCCACCUCAGCCCCGACGCAGAUCCCAGGGAAAGGCUUGGAUGAUCGACUCUUCUACAUCUACACCUCAGGAACCACAGGGAUGCCCAAAGCUGCCAUCGUGGUCCACAGCAGGUACUAUCGGAUCGCUGCCUUCGGUUACUAUGCCUACAGGAUGCGGCCAGAGGAUGUCCUCUACAACUGCCUCCCCCUCUACCACUCUGCAGGGAACAUCAUGGGAGUUGGGCAGUGCCUGAUCCAUGGCCUCACUGUGGUCAUCCGGAAGAAGUUCUCAGCCUCUCGCUUCUGGGACGACUGCACCAAGUACAGAUGCACGAUAGUUCAGUAUAUCGGGGAAAUCUGCAGGUACCUCCUCAACCAGCCUGUGAAGGCCUCCGAGAGCCUGCACUGCGUCCGCCUGGCCGUGGGCAACGGCCUCAGGCCGACCAUCUGGGAGGACUUCACCAGGAGGUUCCGGAUCCAGCAGAUCGGAGAGUUCUACGGAGCCACGGAGUGCAACUGCAGCGUGGCCAACCUGGAUGGCAAGGUCGGUGCCUGUGGCUUCAACAGCCGCCUGCUGCCCAACGUCUACCCCAUCCGGCUGGUGAAGGUCAACGAGGACACCAUGGAGCUGCUCCGGGACCCCGCAGGCCUCUGCGUCCCCUGCCGGCCAGGAGAACCUGGGCUGCUGGUGGGCCAGAUCAACCAGCAGGACCCCCUGAGGCGCUUCGAUGGCUACGUCAGCCCCGGGGCCACCAGCAAGAAGAUCGCCACCGACGUCCUGCGCAAGGGGGACCAGGCCUACCUGUCAGGAGAUGUUCUGGUGAUGGAUGACCUUGGCUACCUGUACUUCAAGGACCGGAGUGGGGACACCUUCCGCUGGCGCGGGGAGAACGUCUCCACCACGGAGGUGGAAGGGACCCUGAGCCACAUCCUCAACCAGACCGACGUCGCCGUCUACGGCGUGGAAGUGCCCGGGGUGGAGGGCAAAGCUGGCAUGGCUGCCAUCGCAGAUCCCAAGGCCAAGGUCAACCCCAACGUCCUCUACCAGGAGCUGCAGAAGGUUCUGCCCCCCUACGCCCGCCCGGUCUUCCUGCGCCUCCUGCCCCAGGUGGACACCACAGGCACCUUCAAGAUCCAGAAAACUCGCUUGCAGCGGGAAGGCUUCGACCCGCAGCAGACCUCGGACCGUUUGUACUUCCUGGACCUGAAGCUGGGCAGAUACAUCCCUCUGGAGGAGCACCUCUACGAGAGGAUCCGUGCUGGCAAAGCUGCUUUAUGAUCCACCAGCAUUCAGCCCUUUUGGGGCUUUGGGUUUUGUUUUUUUUUUGUUUGUUUGUUUUUUUCCAGCUCUUCAGGGACUGAUUGAGGGCCUCCUGGAUUCCUGCCAGGUGCUUUGAGCCUGCCUGCCCCUGAAGGCACAUUAACCCCUCGCCUGCUGCCUCCCCUGGGUGCUGCCACCUCAUUAACCUGCCCCCUUGAUGCCUCUAGAGAGUAUUUUUGUAACCACUACCCACUUAGGGAGGGGCACCAGGGUCGUAUUUAUUGACAGGGACCCUCCCCCCCCCGGG
Messenger RNA from Indicator indicator, 2230 nucleotides. RefSeq names its product solute carrier family 27 member 1 (gene SLC27A1). Gene Ontology annotation, molecular function: long-chain fatty acid transmembrane transporter activity; long-chain fatty acid-CoA ligase activity; fatty acid transmembrane transporter activity. The record is from RefSeq and is a predicted model, not a curated record. Gene Ontology annotation, biological process: response to insulin; positive regulation of heat generation; long-chain fatty acid import into cell. Gene Ontology annotation, cellular component: plasma membrane; mitochondrial inner membrane. The transcript has 12 exons. Bases 1 to 1941 code for a protein of 646 amino acids. NCBI's taxonomy places the organism in Eukaryota, Metazoa, Chordata, Aves, Piciformes, Indicatoridae.